Messenger RNA from Westerdykella ornata, 2014 nucleotides. Its product is annotated as cysteine desulfurase. Lineage: Eukaryota; Fungi; Ascomycota; Dothideomycetes; Pleosporales; Sporormiaceae. Gene Ontology annotation, cellular component: nucleus; mitochondrion; cytosol. The record is from RefSeq and is a predicted model, not a curated record. Bases 228 to 1763 code for a protein of 511 amino acids. Gene Ontology annotation, molecular function: cysteine desulfurase activity; pyridoxal phosphate binding. Gene Ontology annotation, biological process: [2Fe-2S] cluster assembly. The transcript has 2 exons.
AGCAGUGCUGCCCAUUGAAAUACUCCGUACAGCAGAUUACUGAUUCACCGUUCUCUGAUGGCUGCUCUUGCUGCUGCCGUUUGCGGAGAGUUGGCGGGUGCGCCUUCCAACAAGUCUCUCGCUUACGCAAGCACCUCUCGCCCGAUCCCCAUCUGAUAACUAGCUUCGACGAAGCUCCAGGCAAAUUCUUUCAACAUCAUCUCCUCCUCCGCUUUCCCCUUCCCGCGAUGUCGACCAUUGCACCCUCAUUCGCGAGGCAGGCCCUCCGCGUCGCGUCUCGUGGCUCUUCGGCGUCUGCCUUCUCCCGCGGUGCCUCCCGCGCCGCCCUCACACAAUGCAUCAACUCGCGGCGGAGUUACGUCUCCGAGACCAAAUCCGCCAAUGCCACCGUCAACCUAGAGACGACCAUCAAGGCCGAUCAAAAGGCCUUCCUGCAGGAGACGGGCAAGCGUCCUGAGGAUGUCAAGAUGCCCACCACCGGCUUGGAUGCUGAUGCUAUGAUGAGCCCCACUGCCGGCAUUCUUCAUCAUGCCACCGUCAUGGACCAGGGAAGUCGACCCAUCUAUCUCGACAUGCAGGCCACUACGCCUUUGGAUCCCCGAGUCUUGGAUGCCAUGCUGCCCUACAUGACCGGCCUCUACGGCAAUCCCCAUUCGCGGACACACGCGUACGGCUGGGAAAGUGAGAAGGCUGUCGAGCAGGCCCGAGCGCACCUGGCUGAGCUCAUCGGUGCCGAUCCGAAAGAGAUCAUCUUUACGAGCGGCGCGACCGAGAGUAACAACAUGAGCAUCAAGGGUGUGGCUCGCUUCUACGGUCGCGGUGGCAAGAAAAACCAUAUCAUCACCUCUCAGACAGAGCACAAGUGCGUGCUGGACAGCUGUCGGCAUAUGCAAGAGGAGGGCUUCAAGGUCACCUACCUUCCCGUCCAGAGCAACGGCCUCAUCGAUUUGAAGCAGCUCGAGGAAGCGAUACGGCCCGAGACCUGCCUUGUUAGCAUAAUGACCGUCAACAACGAGAUUGGUGUGGUGCAGCCUAUAGAAGAGAUUGGCAGGCUAUGUCGAUCCAAGAAGAUCUUCUUCCACACUGAUGCCGCGCAGGCGGUCGGGAAGAUACCCAUUGAUGUUAACAAGAUGAACGUCGAUCUCAUGUCCAUCUCCGGCCAUAAGAUCUACGGUCCCAAGGGAAUCGGCGCUUGCUAUGUACGACGGAGGCCCAGAGUCAGACUUGACCCCAUCAUUACAGGUGGCGGUCAGGAGCGUGGUCUCAGGAGUGGUACUCUCGCACCUCAUCUUGCCGUGGGCAUUGGUGAGGCUGCAAGGAUAUGCAAAGAGGACAUGGAGUACGAUUCAAAGCGUAUCACAAGCUUGUCGAACCGUCUACUGGAUGGUCUUCUAUCGAUGGAGCACACGACCCUGAACGGCGAUCGCGAGAGGCAUUACCCUGGCUGCGUCAACGUAUCAUUUGCCUAUGUUGAAGGAGAGUCCCUCCUCAUGGCGCUGAAGGACAUUGCCCUCUCAUCUGGCAGCGCUUGCACAUCAGCUUCUCUGGAGCCCAGCUAUGUUCUCCGAGCUCUUGGAAGCAGUGAUGAGAGUGCACACAGCAGUAUCCGGUUCGGUAUCGGUCGGUUUACGACGGACGCCGAGAUCGACUAUGUGCUCAAAGCCGUCAGUGAGCGCGUAACAUUCCUCCGAGAGCUCAGUCCACUCUGGGAGCUGGUGCAGGAGGGUAUUGACUUGAACACGAUCGAGUGGAGCCAGCAUUAGGCAUUCCAGUUGGCUUGUACGAUGUAUCAUCUUGACAUUUUCUGUCUUUUUACGGCGUCUUUGUGAUGGGCACGCUCGUUAGGCGUUCAUGGAGAAGGGGUUCGGAAUCCGUUUGCCUCGAAUCUCCAGUUGUAGGGUGUUAUAAAAUGCUCUUGUGGCUCGUCUCGAAGCCUUCAAUAUACCCAAUCACUAUUGCGCGCAACACCUUCCUCAGAGAGAUACUUACCAGAGUCGCAUAUAAAUCAAUGUUU